Triplophysa dalaica is the source of this 1407-nucleotide messenger RNA. RefSeq names its product zinc finger protein 239-like. Lineage: Eukaryota; Metazoa; Chordata; Actinopteri; Cypriniformes; Nemacheilidae. Gene Ontology annotation, molecular function: DNA-binding transcription repressor activity, RNA polymerase II-specific. The record is from RefSeq and is a predicted model, not a curated record. The annotation marks the transcript as partial. The transcript has a single exon. Gene Ontology annotation, biological process: negative regulation of transcription by RNA polymerase II.
ACAUUGCACACAGACUUUAAACCAGGCGUGACAGUUGUUUUCCUUUUCUGUUUGUGUGAACGCAAGUCGGAAGAGGUUAUUAACUCUGUUGUGUUUGUUUCAGAUGAGAGCGGUGAUUCAUGUGGUGAUGGAGAAACGGCCUCUACAUCAAAACAGCGACUGACAGCACAAACUCUUUCCUGCAUCACCUGUGGAAAGACAUUCAGUUCACAGAGACGUUUAGAGACACAUGAGAGAAAACACACAGAACAGAAACUCUUCACCUGCACCAGAUGUGACAUCAGCUUUCCUACCUUACAAGAGAAGAAACGUCAUUUAAACAUUCACAGAGAGAAGCUUCAGUGUGAGGUGUGUGGGAAGAGUUUUUUCAGCUCUUCUCAUCUGAAGGUUCACAUGAGGACUCACACUGGAGAAAAACCUUUUCACUGCAGUGAAUGUGACAAAUGUUUUAGCACCAGAACAUAUCUUGUUAUGCAUAAGAGAAUCCACACAGGGAACAAAGUGUUCAGGUGUCCUAACUGUGAAAAGAGAUUUUAUACUCCAUCCAAUCUGAGGAAACAUGUGCGUGUCCACACAAAUGAGAGACCAUAUCAGUGCAUUGAAUGUGGAAAAACCUUCACACAGUCAAGUUCUCUAAAGUCACACCGAAGAACACACUCUGAUGAGAAACUCUAUCAGUGUUCACAUUGUGAUAAACGCUUCAAUCAUAAACCUCCGCUGAUAUGUCAUGAGAGAGUUCACACUGGAGAGAAACCUUAUCUCUGUUCUCACUGUGGAAAGAGAUUUACUAAUUCAGGUUCUUUCAAAGAUCAUCUGAGAGUUCACACUGGAGAGAAACCUUAUCACUGCAGUGUUUGUGGGAAGAGUUUCAGUCGACAUUACAAUUUUAAGACGCACCAGAGAACUCACACAGGAGAAAGACCUUAUAAAUGUUCUCAGUGUGAGAAGACGUUUACUCAAAGAGUUCUCCUGAGAAUCCAUCAGAAAGUUCAUAUUGGAGAGAAACCCACAUUUGCUCCAUCUGCAGCAUGUUUAAAACCUCUGAAAAAGACCUCAAAUGAUACAGAUGGCAAAACACCAGUCUCAUGUUAGAACAUCUAGAAAUCCCACAUCAAAUUUGAAUUUAUAUGUCUUGUUUUCUCUUUACUGUGGUUUACUAACAGCGGCUCUAUAUGGCUCUCUACAUUCUUAGAUUAGAUUUAAGUAACAAAUCAGAUUUAUAUCUCAAAACAGUUGAUGUGCUGUGAGGUUCUGAUAGACUCAAGCAGAUGUUAAUACUGAACACAUCACAGAUUCACUUUGACUGGAUCAUUCAUGACAGUUUAACAAUAACUCUGUUGUACAUUUUUACUACAUUUCUGCUUAUGUUAUUAAUCAAAUUCUUUAUUAAAAUGUGUAUUAACUCUG